GAAUAAAAGUAUUGUUUUUACAAGUUUAAUAAAAAAAAAAUUUGGCAUAUAUAAUUUACAAGUAAAAUUUUGUCCACAAUUUUGAUAUACAGUAAUGGAGAAGCUGAUAUUAUAUAUAGUAGAAUUCCCUUAUAUUCACAGUAACAGAUCUUCUGGAAUGCAGUAAAAACACAUUGAUUUGACAUUUGGACCUGGAGAAAAUAUCUGAGAACUGCAGAUAGUUUCUUCGGGUUUUUUAUUGAAAUUUGUUCUAAUUUCAUUCUACUCACAUAGUAGUUGACUUUUUAAUAUAACAGAUGAGUCCAUAAUAAUGAGUAAUCAUGAUAAAAUGAACUUUCAUUAUAAUGGACCAAUUUCUUUGGUUCCUUAUAUCAAGCUUUUACUGUAUUUAUUUUUUGUUGACUACAAAAUAAUUCUUUUGCGGGAAUUCAUUUCACAAAUAUAAUCAAUCAAUGCAGACUAAUACAUUGCCUGCCGAAGCAUCUUCAGGAUCAUAUAAGACUCAAGCAUCCAGAGUUAUGGACCACUUGGAACUGAAUGAUCUAUCAUGAUAGUGCUACAGCCUACUCAUCCAUCAAAAUGCAGCAGUGUUUGAUCCAAAAUAACAUAGGUGCCAUUCUUCACUCUUCCUAUUUCCCUGAUUUGGCCAUCUGUGACUUUUUCAGCUUUCUUAGAAUGAAGACAAACCCUGAAAGGGCAAAGAUUUGUUACAUUUGAGGGGAUUCCAGAAGAGACAAGGAUUGUGCUGAAAAGCAUGAAGAAACAGGACUUUCAGGUGUUCCAACAAUGACAGAAUUGCUGGGACCAUUGCAUCAACUCCCAAUGGGACUGGUUACUUUGAGGGGGAUAGUGGCCACUAAAAUUUCAGCAUUCUCAGUGAUCCAUUUUAUAAAGAUGCCAUUGAAAAUUCUGCUAGUUAUAAUACUCGUCUUCGUGUAGAAAGGAAAAUGAGAUUACCAUUUUUAGAUGCACAAACAGGUGUUGCUCAGAGUGACUGUGCUCUAUGGAUGCAAAAGUGGCAAAGAAUGCCAGGAAUGAAUGAUGGACAGCUAUAUACUUAUCCUGCAAAAAGAUGGAGGAAGAAGAGAAGACAGUAUCUUAUGAAUGAUCGCUAUUUAACUUGUCGUACUAAGGAAACAGAUACCAAUGAAACAGAUAUGCACCAAAUAAGUGUCAUGGAAAACUCUGCUGCACAAGUUGAAGGAGAUGUAGAAAGUGCUGACAAAUUAACAGAAGAUUCAAAAGAUUCUUGGUAUAAAGAUUUUGAUGAAGCUAGUGAUCCUCCAGAUAUUGGAGAACUAGAUGAUGGUGAUUCUGAUUAUGAUGAGUAUGAAGAUUCAUAUUUAAGAAAAAAGAAAAGAAAGGUACGGAAUACUCGGUCAAAGAAGAAAACAGAACGCAAUGAUUACAGUGCAGAAACAGAAAAACCCUAUAGUUGUGAACUUUGUGGUGCUCGCUACAAGACUCGUCCAGGCCUAUCUUAUCACUAUAUGCAUAGUCACAAUAGUGUAUCAGCAGAAAACACAGAGGAGGAUUCAAGCAAUGCACCUUCUAAUGCAUCACCUUCAUGUCAUGUGACAGGAUCAACACCACCUUCAGCUGGACCUUCCAGUGACAAUCCACUUGCAGGUUUGAGGAAAUUUCAGGACAGCUUCCUAUCUUUCCUAAAGAUUCCAAGCAAUGGUCAGAAGAGUGCCUCUGGAAAAUCUGGAGUAUCUGCGAGUCCUUAUUGUGAUUUCUGUCUAGGUGAUAAUGUAGAAAAUAAAAAGACGAGACAGGCUGAAGAACUUGUUUCAUGUGCUGAUUGUGGCAGAUCAGGCCUAGACAUUAACUUUAUCAGUGAAGACUAAUAUUGAAGAGUCUUUUUAAGAAAAAAAAAAUACUGUUGCAAGAUCCAAAACAUCAAAAGAAAUAACUCCGAUACAAGAGUUUGUAAGGUAAAAAAAAUUUUUUUGUAUUAAACUAUUAAUACCAGUACUAGAAUUUCUGACUACAAAACAUAAGUUAUAAUUUCAAUAAUAAUAACUUAGUAUAAAACAGAAUUGUUAUAAAAUUAGAAAAUUUAUAAAAAUGAAAUUUCUCGUAACAGACAAUACAUAAAAUGUGUCCUUUUCACAUUUAUAAAUAAUUAAGUGUCUUCUGAGCUGAGUCAAUCUUUCUUUAGAGAUUACUCAUCUGUCUUAAUAUGUAAAAUAUUAUAAUCUUCCCUCUGGUGAAGGCACAAUCAAUUAAAAAGUAUACAUUUGAUUAAAAAAGUUGCCAGGACAAUAAGUGCAAUAAGAAGUUUCAGGACAUAUUUUAUAUAUUGUCUGUUAC
This is a messenger RNA of Centruroides sculpturatus (bark scorpion), 2316 nucleotides long. Its product is annotated as zinc finger protein ubi-d4-like. Gene Ontology annotation, cellular component: nucleus. NCBI's taxonomy places the organism in Eukaryota, Metazoa, Arthropoda, Arachnida, Scorpiones, Buthidae. The coding region runs from base 948 to 1850 and encodes 300 amino acids. The transcript has 7 exons. The record is from RefSeq and is a predicted model, not a curated record.